GCGUGUUUAGCCCGGGCUUAAUAGCAUGUAAUUAGAGGAAAACAAUGAUAAUAUCCUAAUCUGAAUAUCAGAUAUCAGUGAUAAUCGAUAUCGUGCCUAUCUCUGAGGCUACAGGCCUGCAUGCCGUAUCCAAAUUUCUGGAGAUCUGAAAGGCCUCACUUUUAAAAGGGGAAAAAAACUUUUACAGGGUACAUAGUUCAUAACUGUAUGUUGCAUCUUUUUAACACUACAGGCUCAUCUUCAGGAGAGAAAAGCAGAAGCUCUUCUCAACUCUUUCAAGUUUGCUGAUGCUAUCAGUUGUCACCAAAAAGCGGCAGGUAAAUUAUAUUCAUGCAGCCUUCAUGCAGAAUCCAGAAUGUUUACAGACUCACCAAGUCACAGAGAAGUGUGUUAUAGUACAUAAUGGAGGCAAUGAAUAUGACCAAAGUUGCUCAGGCUCUGAUAUCCCUGCAACUACAAUAUGAGGACCAUAUCCGGCAAGAAAAGGUCAUCAAAGAUAAAUGGAAGCACUACAACUUACACCAAGAGCAACUGAAACAGCAACAUGAAAACAAACUAAGGGAGAUUGACAAGCGAGUCCUUGUUAGUGCAAUCACCAGUAAAGAUACCACACCAGCUCAAGAUUGUGAAACUUGUAAAGAUGAGGGAAUGACCACUAGUACUUGUAGCUUGGUCAUUUCAGCUGAGAAUUUCUCAGUGUCCUCUCUGAGCUCAAGCACAGAGCUCUUUCAAACUAAGGAAUCCGGAGAUCCACAAUCGAACCUGAACACACAGGUGCGGGAGCUGCAGAUACAAGUGUUGUCACUAACUCAAGCCUUGGAGGAUGCCAACAGGGAAAACACAAAACUAAAACAAACCAUUCUUCACAUUAAGAAUGUUACAAAGGAAAAGUUUGAUUUUGACUUUGAUGAGGAGAAUAGUGGUCAAGUUUGUAUGGUGGAGCAAGAAGCUUGUCAUAAGGGUGAGGAUUCCUCUUCGCAAACAGCUGUGGGAAAUUGUGGACACUGCACAGAUCAUGAAAAAGAUCAUUCAGUCCAUGGAGAUGAUACCAGUCCCACAAGUGAUCUUCCACUUCCUCCUCUAGAAAUGCCACAUUUCUCUUUUGGAGAUAAUAGAUAAUAACAACAAGUUUGAUUACUUUUCCUUCAUUGUAGCUACCGUAACAAUUUCUAUGCACAGUAAAAUCUAGAGUAUAAACCCUA
Messenger RNA from Nematostella vectensis (starlet sea anemone), 1202 nucleotides. RefSeq names its product nuclear receptor-binding factor 2. Gene Ontology annotation, biological process: autophagy. Lineage: Eukaryota; Metazoa; Cnidaria; Anthozoa; Actiniaria; Edwardsiidae. The transcript has 3 exons. The record is from RefSeq and is a predicted model, not a curated record. Bases 403 to 1119 code for a protein of 238 amino acids.